Molecule: messenger RNA, 7685 nt
Organism: Strongylocentrotus purpuratus (purple sea urchin)
Lineage: Eukaryota; Metazoa; Echinodermata; Echinoidea; Camarodonta; Strongylocentrotidae
Product: KICSTOR complex protein SZT2
Exons: 37
Coding region: 159-6671 (2170 amino acids)
Cellular component (GO): peroxisome
Source: RefSeq, a predicted model, not a curated record
UCUUUGUCAUAUUGGUAUGCUCCGUCAAGCUCAAGUCUAAUGUGGGCCACCGCAACGUCAGGACCAUACCAACUUGUUUAGGUAACCUUAUCAGCUGCCUUGAAUCCCAGCCCGCCGAGGAGAUCAACCUCAAUGACCUCUCCGUGACCCUUGACCUCAUGUGCCUGUCGCUGCCCUCCGACCUGGACGAUCAACCGGCGAUCGGGGACAUGGACGACGAGGACACGUACCGAGGAGUCUCGUUCACGGAGCACUCCCCUCCGGCGUCGCCACACCCUGACCAUCGGCUCCUCAGGGCCAAUACGCUCUCCACUUCGGAUGCAGGAGAGCUAAACAGUGACAUGAUGAACAAUGACAUGAUACCUGUUGGCCAAAGGAAGGCCAUUGAUGAAACAGAAAAAGAGGUGAAGUGGCUGUUGAGGGACGAGAUUGUGUCGGCCAUGUUGCACAUCAAGCGUGUGACCGUAGCAACCCUCGAGAUGGUUGCCCAGCACGUCGAAGACUCUCGGGACAAGCCCAACUGCAAAGCGGAGGAGCUGGCCCUCCAAUUUGUGUUUGGACCAGAGCACAGCCUGGCAAAAUUCACCAGUGAGUUUGAGAGGCUGAGCAUCCCCAGGCAUCAGUUCUGCAAGGUCCAGGACUACUGGUACCUGGCCCUGGACCAGCUUCAUGCAGAGACCCUUAGGAAAGGCCAGGCUCUGAAGACAGCCCUGGAGUCCUAUAACAACCAGCUUCAGCAGCUAGGCCAGGACCAGACGGGAAAGGGGGAUGGGUCCAGCAAGGAUGACCAAGGUUUGAUCAUACCAACGACCACCAUCAUCUACACGCCUCCAUCCCCUGAGAAGCAUGCGGUCAAGAGGACCGGAAGUAAAGAGGGUCAAGGAGAGGUCAAAGGUGAAGUGAUGCCCUCUGUAGAGGCUAACGAUGACCCUCAGGUCAAAGCUCCCCAAAACGCGGAUGAAGGCUCAAAAUCGGGCACCCUAGCCGACAUCGAAGUGGGUGUCGAUGUCACACAGGAGAUCGAAGACGUGGAGGACGAAGCGACGCUGGAAGGCACGACAAUCAUCGAGGACGACACCGAAAUCCACACCAAGGUCGAGAAGGAAGAGGAGGCGAACGCAACCGGUGCAACGGUCGAGGAUGUUGCUAAGCAACGAGAUGGAGAGGCUGCUGAGGAAGAGAGAGGGGAUGAGGGAGGGAUGGAGAAAGAGUCCAAGGAAGAGGAAGAAGAAGAGGAGUCAGAGGUCAGAGCUAGACACGCUGAGGACAACAUCUCAAGAAGCAGCGGCAGCUCUAUACAGGUCCUUUCAGAAGAGACUUUACAAGAAGAUGCCACCAACCUGCUCAUCAGUGAAGCCUCCAUCCAGCUGGGCAUGGAUGAAACCGAUAACGUGGGCUUCCAGCGUUACCAUGGUAACGGCAGGGAAGGCAUCAAUGGCGAGGAAGAGGAGGCAGGGGUGUACAGUGGGGAGGGGUCUGAAGGAGAGAGCACCCUACGGAGGGCGAGUACCAGCUUCGAGGUGCUGACGAGGAUAGGGGACGAUGAUUCCGUCAUCGGAGAGACUGAGAUUGAAUUGGAUACCCCUACCUGUACAUUACCAGCUACUCCUGAACACCAGCUAGACUCCGCUUCGACUGCUACAGCUUCAGGCCCGGAGGACCCCUCAUCUCCGGUGACACACCUCCCGAACCCCUCCUCCCCUCCCCACACCUCCUCCGCCCCCAGCUCUCCUCCCAGGGCUAGGGUGGGGUCAGGGGCGGGGCACAGUAAGCGCCCUACCCAUAGCAGACAGGGGAGCGGGGGCGUGUCCAGUGGACCCUCAAGUCUCUUCCAGAGCUAUGUGAGUCAUAGCGGCAGUGCUGGGGACAACGAUGAAGAAGGUUAUGAUGCCAGUUCAAGUGACAUAGACCAUGAGGAAUCUCACUUGUUUGUAGACGUCUUCAACCAUUCCAUGCCAGGAUUCUGGCUCAUUCUCAAGCUCUGUCGGGACAAAGUCAAUCUCUUCUUCCACACAAGAGAGAGGAAUGAGAGCGGGAAGCUGAUAGAACAGAAGGAUAUCUAUCUGCAGGUUUCAGAGGCCAUCAGGAACACCUGUCGUCUAGUCAACCAGAGGUUACUCCUUCAAGAGCUCGAUAACAAUAAGACAUGUAGUACUCUGUUGGUUGCCGAGAGUGAUGAAGACAUCUGGAAGCAGGAAGACAGCGAGCCUCCGUCAGCCAGAAGAAAUUCUUCAGACGAAGAUGAAGAUGACAAUCGUCAAGGAGGCAAGGGGGACUACCUGGCAGCGCAGCUAUGGUUCAACCAAGGCCACUUUGCAUGUGACCUCGUCUUGAGUCAGGAUCUCCCUGUACAUUCAAGACUCAAACCCUCCCAUAGACCUAACGUACCAUCUAGGGGUUUACAGGCACUCAAGACAGCCCUGGCUGCCUUUGCUGUCCAUGACCGUAAGAACCUGUUUGUCUAUCGAGAGAGUUCAGGGGAGGUCUUCUAUCUCAGGUUAUACGAGUCUACGGUAGUGAGUGGUCACCAGCACACAUCUCGACUGUGCUCCAUCGCCGAGUCUAACCACACGUCUUCCCAACCCAACUCACUGCCUGCCUCUCAGUCAGUCUCGAGAGCAACCUCCAACCAGUCUCUGAAUACCAUCGGCGGUCCUAUCAACCUAGAGGAGGAUGCGGUUUCUAUGGCAACAACAUCAACAGGUGCUCCAUCUAUGGAAUCUCUCCGUGAUUCUGGAGUUGAUGUUCAGUCUAUUACAUCGGCAGCCUCUAAAGCAUCCACCAUACAGGGAGCACAGCACAUCAUCAGCAUUCAAGUGCAUGGCGUCACAAAAGCAGGUCCCGAGAUUCAGCAUGAUCUAGUGGAUCUACUCAACAAGAAGUUAGAGUCGGCUACCCUAGAUGUGAUCGCCGAUAUGCUGGCUAGGAACCCACUCUGUAAACUCACUCCUAAUGAUGUACAGUUCAUUCAACCGAAGAGCAAGCCUCCGACCGAGUCCUUCCAGUUCACGGUGCCCAUGUGGGCUGUUCAAUACCUCUACUCCGUCCGCUACUACCUGCGCCAGAAUCUUCUUCAGAACCCCUUCCUCCACCCUCCCAAGUACAUCGACUCCAAGCCGGACCACCACUUCCAGGACUGUAACUCCUGGAAGGCCGGCAGGGCAGGAUCAGGACCAGGACCAGGAGCUGUCCUGGAACCGUCAGAGAUGGAUGUCUUCCUCUACAACAGACCUCACAAGGCUGAAGGAGGCACAGGUACUGCCUGUGUAGCUACCAGCUUGGUGGAUGGGUGUGGCAACCCAGUGGUACUGGUAGACUGCCCCACCCCUUCCACAUCCUCACAACUCUCCCACGAUGACUUUGAGAACCUCAUCAAUACACAGAUCUACCAACCAGUACAGACCAAGAAACCAGGACCAACAGCUCUGAUCCAGUUCUUUAUCUGGAGGCGUGGCAGUGUGGACCUCGCCCAGCAGCUCCAGCAGGCAGUGGAACACGCCCUCUGUGACACCCUGACAGAGUACUGUGUCCUGACUGCACCCAUGGGACACAUCCCCGGCGAUCAGCUUAGGCCCAGAAGGGAACAUCAGAUGACAUCUCCGCCUUUGUCCCCGACUCUGAUUGUUCGCCCUGAUCCAAACCGACACAUGUCCAGUGAGUCAAGGAAGAAGCCUAUGAGCUCACCAGUCAAUAUGAAGGAGACCACCGUGGAAGGCAAGGCAAGCUGGCAGAUCAUCGAGAUGGAGCGGAGACAGGAGGAGGAGGCGAGGGAGCGUAGCCGGGAGGCCGAGGAGGGGAAGAGAGGCAUCCUGCAUCCCAUGUACUCUGGUCUCGCUCUCCGGUGGUUCCCGUUCAUGGAGGAAUUGGAUGCGCCCUCUGUCAAGGUUCUGAGCGCCAGACUAUCCUGUCGCUUCAGUCUGGGGACAUUCCUGCAGGAGUUCCUUGACAAACUUGGUAAGGUGUGUACAGACUGCACCCACAAGCUCUACCAAGCCAGCGGCCAGGAGUUCAAGUCUUAUGACCCUCCACCCAGUAAGAUCCAGGAGUCUGAUGUGCUCAACUACGGCCAGUCUUUACCAGGAGGUGAAGAGACGUUCAUUCUGAUUGGACGUAAUGUCCACCAAUGGCGUUACAGCUUAGACUCCAGUUCGCUUGACGAACCUCUUCAACCCCCGAACCUCACCAACCCUAAGAGUCAAAAGAGUUUCCAGCAGUUUGACCCCCUGGAUAUAUUGUCCUUGGGCAGCAGUGAGCGCAGUGGACUACCUGGUCUGAAGCAUCCUCCUCAGUCCAUGAGACUAGUCGUACCCAGACAGAGGCUUCUUCUCUUGCAUGCCACUAACAAACAGUUGAAGGUGUUCAUCUACAACUGGUCCAACGACAAGCUGAGCUCCGUGGACAAGCUCUUCCAACGCCUGGUCAUGUGGCACAACACGAGGGCGCACUUCCUCGACUGCUUGGUCAGUCAGAAGAUGGGACUCUACCAUCACUGUCACUUUGGCUCCAAUCAGGGUGAUAACCCUUUCUCCCGUUCUUUGGAGCCCAUCGAGUCGCUCGUGAAGCAGCCCACCCUGCCCUCCAGGGACUUCUCCACCCGCUCCCUCCCUGCCACAUCGCGCCCCUCCCACCUGCGCAGGCUGCACCCUGCUCUGCCCCCGUUUGACCAGACGCUCCAGAACACCAGGAUCAAGCGCCCUCUCCAGGGCUCGCCGCACAAACUGCUCCACGAUCCGGUGUCGAGGAACGCGGCUCAGUUUGGAGAGAUGUGCAGGAACACACGCAAGGAACUGGAGGUGCAGAAGGACUUAGAGACCCUGUACAAGACAUGGGAGAUCCUUAAGAGAGGCCCUCGGUCGAGACAGCCGGUCUGUAAGAUCAGUGACUUGAUGCUGGACCUGCUCAAACAGCGGUCAAGGCUCGUCCACUACUGUGCCACGCCCCUCCUGCUUGACCCCCACUGGAGGGACCACAUGAAGUGCAACAUGAGGGGCGGGGCCCAGGAAGACCACCCGGACAAACCUACCAAUGAAGCUCCCUGGCACAAUGACCUCAAGAACAACAUGGUGUCCCAGUAUAAGGACUUCCUCAAGUGGCAAGGCUUCAUCAGUGUGCAUACUUCACCAACGCAUAGUCGACAAGUACCCAAGCUUCUGCAUAGUCGAGGUAGCUCUGAACAGCAGCACGCCAGACGUCUCAGCGGCCUGAAACGCCCCAGUGAGACCGGAGUAGAAGGUCACCUUCAGAUCACCUCGCCAGGGGGUGUCAUUCUUAUUGAGCUCUCCUUCAAGCACAUCUAUUUCUGUGUGAAGCUGUAUGCCUUUGAGAGCUCCAGACUACCAGCAGGAAAGACCAUCAACAAAGAGUUGGCGACCCUCUUCACCGACGACUGCGACAAGUACAAGGAUCUGAUCCACCUUCACUCGUCCGCCUACGACUUCCACCUGCGCACCAUCCAGUCCUACCUGUUCAAUCCCGACAUGGGAUUCCAGUCCCAUUAUCACGUCUCCAGCUUCCUGGGGAGUUUCAUGAAGUACUACUCGAUGCCCCCACACUUCAGACAGAACUACAUCAAGAAAGACACCAUCCAGUUCCUGAGCCUGAACACACCCGCCCCUCAGCUGUACGAGUACCUCGUCAACCACCCACCCCCCAGCUGGCGAAAGCUAGUCAUGGUCCACCCCUCCUCCACUGCCACGCCCGAAUGUGCGGGAGGACCACCCAGCGACAGACAGGAGCUGCACCACGCCCUGUGCCGCAUCCACGGCACCGUCCAUCCCCUCUUUCAGGAUCGCCAGAGCAACCGCUUCCCAGAUGACAUCAGCGUGGUGGUGGCGUGGGACGAGGCCGAGUACCGCUGCCAGACGAGGCCCAACUCACCGGCCGUGGGAGGAGCCACAGGGUCGCUGUCGUCGGGCGAGGGUAUGGCUGUUUACCACAAGAACAUGCUGCAGCUAGAGUUCUACGUCAUCGUGACCAAUCGCAAGGAUAUCUAUCCACAGAAGACCGUGAAGCCUGUAAGAACAGACGACCCCUUCCUGCCCAAAUCGGCGUUCCUCCAGCGCUGCAGGCUGGGGGAGACGGAGGCCUUUGCGGAGCGGGAGCGCAUCUUGGCCAUGCUGACCAGUGCUGAUAUCAACUGCAGGAGGGACUCUCUCUGGGACCAGCUCAUGAUGUGGGACAUGGAAGACAUGGACGCCGUGGCAACCACCUCCACCAAGAAGGGCAAGAAGAGGGACAGUGCAGAGGAGGACGAUUCACAGACCGCCAUGUCCUAUCCAGAGUUCAAGGUCCUCCUAGGGUGCGUCCACCACACCCCUCUCACCAACCUGGACCCCUCCCUCAAGCCCCUCCUCACCAACAGCCCGAGCUGGUACACGGAGCUGUUCCGCGCCCUGAGGGCCAGUCGUUACCCCAUCAUCACCCGGUACGUCACCAGUGAGGAUGGCAGGGUCAAGCAUCUGGUGCUCCUCCUGGCAGACUCUUGUAACCAGGUGGUUCUUUUCACCAUCGACGAGAACACAGCGGAGUUGGAGAUGAUCAGCAAGGAACGUCCCGCCAUGGUACCCGACAGUGACGGCAACAUGACGAUCAUCUUGGACAUUGAGAUUCAGAAGUGCAUUGAGAACAUCAUCAACGCCAUUGGCUUUCAUCUGUGGACAACAGUCUUCUGAGUGAGUUGAUGAUGGUGAUGGCAACAUGACGAUCAUCUUGGACAUUGAGAACAUUAUCAACGCCAUUGGCUUUCAUCUUUGGAUAAUGGUCUUCUGAGGAGCAAGUUGUACCAGAUGAUGAUGGCCACUUGACGAUCAUCUUGGACAUUGAGACUCAGAAGUACAUUGAGAACAUCAUCAAUGCCAUUGGCAUCAGUUUCAUCUUUGGACAACAGUCUUCUGAGUGAGUCUGUUCUUGGGCAUUGAGUGUCAGAAGCAUAUAGAGGACAUUAUCAAUGGCAACAGGACGAUAAUCUUGGACAUUGAGAACAUCAUCAAUGCCAUUGGCUUUAGUUUCAUCUUUGGACAACAGUCUUCUGAGUGAGUCGGUUCUUGGGCAUUGAGCGUCAGAAGCAUAAUAGAGGCUAUUAUCAGCAACAUCCGUCGCUGGAAGAGACCUUGUCCAUCAUCCGUGGACAACUUCCUUCUGAGCUGGAUGGAUGCUGAACACCAAGGCUUUGAAGCAUACAGAGAAUGUCAUCGGUGGGUUCAACCUCUGGACAAAAGAGUUAGGUGGCAAUAGGACAAUCAUCCUCUCUGCCGAGACUCGGAAACUACCAAAGAACAUCUUCACUGUCUUGUGAGGUAUUGUCAGAUUGCUACACGACAAUCACCUUUGGACAAAGAGUCUCAGGAGCUCAGAGAGCAUCGUCAGUGCAAUAUUUUGUUUUCUUCUCUGGAUAAAAUUCUUCUGAGUAAGUCAAGAGGCCUGAUACUGGGUCCAGAGGCAUAAAGAGGGUGUAACCAAGACCCUGUUCUGUUUCAUGUGGUAAUGCAUUUCUAAUGCUCCUAUCAAGGACUUUCAGUAUAUCCUUGCACAUUAACAAAUAGUCGUAGCCAGGGCGCAUUGGUGUAUUAAAGGGCAGUUAUUUUCUUGCCAAAGGGAAGCAAGGGCCUAGCCCGACAAAUUAUUGAAUUUGAUCAAGCCUAUGAGAACAUUUGCCUCUAAGGUUCCUUUUCUUCCCUCUUUAUUGU